AUGCAGAGCAAGAGUGAUAAAGUCACGCUUGCUGUAGCCAGUGAAGGGUUUUUGAAUUUCACGUUGCACUUAGGAGCUAUCUUGGAGAUUCGUGAGAAUAAGUGUGACGACACAGCAGGACAGGAGCGCUUUAGAACACUGACUCCCAGUUAUUACCGAGGAGCUCAAGGGGUUAUUUUAGUGUAUGAUGUUACAAGAAAAGACACUUUCACAGGACUAGAGAGCUGGCUGAAUGAGCUGGAAAUGUAUACCACCAAAAGCAACACCGUGAAGAUGUUAGUUGGCAAUAAAACUGAUAAGCCUGAUCGUGAAGUAGAGAGAAAAGAAGGACUCCAGUUUGCUAGGAAACGCUCACUGCUUUUUAUAGAGACCAGUGCCAAGACACAGGAUGGAGUGCAGCACGCCUUUGAGGAACUAGUCAUAAAGAUCCUGCAGACACCAGGUCUUUGGGAUAAAAGCACAGAGAAGCGGGGAGUCCAGCUAAUGGAAUCUUCAGCACAGCAGGAUAAAAGCUUAUGUGGUGCAUACUGUCCACUUUCUUAA
This is a messenger RNA of Pelecanus crispus (Dalmatian pelican), 543 nucleotides long. The record is from RefSeq and is a predicted model, not a curated record. Lineage: Eukaryota; Metazoa; Chordata; Aves; Pelecaniformes; Pelecanidae.